Messenger RNA from Protopolystoma xenopodis, 258 nucleotides. NCBI's taxonomy places the organism in Eukaryota, Metazoa, Platyhelminthes, Monogenea, Polystomatidea, Polystomatidae. The record is from the annotation of a GenBank genome assembly.
AGUGAAUUUUGCCGGACCUUGGUGUUUUCUCCUCCGAACGAUCCAAAUCUUUUGCUCAUAUACACUUUGCCGGACGAAUCUCGGUAUCCCGGUCUACCCAGCUCUCCCUCUUCCGACUUCGAUCCUCUCAGCCACAGGUCUCUUUUUGCGAAGCUUUCUGGUGCUAUCGACCUUUCUACUGGGCACAGACUUCGCUUGCCAAGCUCCAAAUCUUCUUUUGACGAUAACACUGACCAAUUGGCUUCGACAGAGGUUUAG